AUGGCUUCCGAGUUUCCUUCCUCCGUGUUUCUCCUCACUUUCCUGACUGUACUCUGCUUUCGAUUGUGGUCAUCCGAAGCUGAACCCCCGACCAAACUGUACAUCGUGUACAUGGGAGAAAAGGAACAUGAAGACCCAGACCAAGUCACAGCUUCUCAUCAUGACCUACUCAUCUCUCUUCUUGGGAGCAAGGAGGAAGCUCUGGCUUCUAUCGUCUACAGCUACAAGCAUGGCUUCUCGGGUUUCGCUGCGAUGCUCACAGUGCAUCAGGCAAAGCAACUCAGAGAGUCACCGGAUGUCAUCAGCGUGAAGCUUAGUGGCGAGUGCAGACUCCAAACAACUCGUAGCUGGGACUAUCUGGGACUGAACUACAAGCAACCUACCGAACUCCUCCACAAAAGCAAACUGGGAGAUGGUAUAAUAAUAGGAAUCAUUGAUACAGGGAUAUGGCCGGAAUCGAACAGUUUCGAUGACAAUGGCUAUGGGCCGAUCCCUUCACGAUGGAAGGGGAAGUGCGAAGCAGGAGAGGCAUUUGAUGUCAAUCACUGCAACCGGAAGAUCAUCGGAGCUCGGUACUACUGUCGCGGUGUCCCCGACAGGUACCUUAAAGAAGAAUAUGUCUCGCCCCGUGACUACAACGGGCAUGGAACGCACACUGCCUCCACGGCGGCUGGCUCGCCGGUGGAGAACGUGAGCUACCACGAGCUCGGCUUUGGGGUGGCCAGAGGCGGUGCCCCUCGGGCACGGCUGGCCGUAUACAAGGCAGUGUGGGGGAAAGGCAGCGGCGCUGGUAGCUACGCCACGGUGCUGGCGGCGAUGGAUGACGCGAUUCAUGACGGAGUUGACAUUCUCUCGCUAUCGCUUAAGGUGGAGGAUGACUCGUUUGGUUCCUUGCAUGCAGUGGCAAAUGGGAUCACCGUGGUCUAUGCCGCCGGGAACCUGGGCCCUAUUCCCCAGACCCUGUUAAAUGAGGCGCCUUGGGUCAUUACAGUGGCCGCGAGCACAAUUGACCGCUCGUUUCCUACUGACAUCACCCUUGGAAACAAUCAAACUCUGGUGGGUCAGUCCAUGUUUUACACAACUAAGAAGGACAAUGGCUUCAGAGAACUAGAAUAUGGUUACAGCUGCACGAAGGAAACAUUGAAUGGUACCAACAUAGUCGGGAAGGUUGUCCUAUGUGUCGCAGUCUCUCCCUCACCCUUGACUCUAUUUCCUAUCGUAUUGUCUAAUGUGUUGCAAGCAGGAGGAAAGGGCCUUAUUUUUUCUCAACAUACGACCAAUGGUCUUGUAGUAGUUGAAGGAUGCAGAGGCAUCCCUUGCAUUCUUGUGGACUUGAACAUUGCAAAUGAAAUCGCCGGCUAUAUUCUUAGAACAAGCUCACCUGUGGUGCAGGUGAGCAACACGCAAAAUGUUGUGGGUAAAAAAGUGUUAUCGCCAAAGGUUGCUGCGUUCUCUUCAAGGGGGCCAAGCAUACUAUUUCCUGGAGUGCUCAAGCCUGAUAUUGCAGCUCCGGGUGCUAGCAUCUUGGCAGCAGUUCGAGACUCCUACAUAUUUGGUUCUGGAACAUCAAUGGCGUGUCCACAUGUGUCAGGAGCAGCAGCUUUGCUUAAAUCUCUACAUCCUAAUUGGUCUUCUGCUGCCAUAAAAUCAGCACUUGUCACCACUGCAUCUACUAUGGAUGGAUAUGGAUUGCCCGUACUAGCAGAAGGAGCGCCAAGGAAGAUUGCAGAUCCAUUUGACUAUGGCGGAGGCCAAAUUAACCCGAAUCGAGCAGCAAAUCCUGGCCUUAUUUAUGACAUCAAUCCAAAGGAAUAUUAUAAGUUCUUCAAUUGCACUUAUCAAUUGUUUGAGAUUUGCGACAAAGGAUUGCAACCUGUAUAUUACCUAAAUCUCCCCUCCAUUUCCAUUCAUGAUCUCAAAAGUUCUGUGACAGUUUGGAGAACAGUAACCAAUGUGGGUGAGAUUGAUGCAGUCUAUAAGGCAGAAGUCCAAGCUCCGACAAAUGUUAAGAUGGAAGUCGAGCCUUCUGUUCUUAUAUUUAAUGCUACCAAAAGGAUACAUACCUUCGAAGUGACCUUCUUGCCAAUUCACGAGGUACAGGGGGUCUUUUCGUUCGGAAGCUUGACAUGGAAUGAUGGUGGAGUUCACUUGGUGAGAAUUCCAAUUGCAGUUCGCGUGGUGAUUCUGGACUUCUAUGGAGAUACUGAAUGAAAGUUUCCUUAAUAGUAUUGAUUGUUGGCCUAGGAAAUUAAUGCUGUAAGUAGAAAUAAAUAUGGAUGCGAUGUGGUCAUGUAUGCAAGAUAUAUGAUGUUGAGUUGUAUGCCAAGAUCAAAGAGGUGACAUGUAAUGAUUGUUAAUUCCGCACAUGUA
Molecule: messenger RNA, 2370 nt
Organism: Phoenix dactylifera (date palm)
Lineage: Eukaryota; Viridiplantae; Streptophyta; Magnoliopsida; Arecales; Arecaceae
Product: subtilisin-like protease SBT3.9
Biological process (GO): proteolysis
Molecular function (GO): serine-type endopeptidase activity
Source: RefSeq, a predicted model, not a curated record